AACAAGUAAAAGUGGGCGGGACUUCCGGUGCUGCGACUCGGGAAUUGAGAAGCUACCGGGUGUUGUGGUAGCGACGACAUGGCUCCUACUAUACAGACGCAGGCCCAGCGGGAGGACGGGCACCGAUCCACUGCACACAGGACAGUACCAGAACGGUCAGGAGUUGUCUGUCGUGUGAAAUAUUGCAACACUCUUCCUGAUAUCCCCUUCGACCCAAAGUUUAUAACUUACCCUUUUGAGCAGAACAGGUUUGUGCAGUACAAAGCCACAUCUUUGGAAAAACAACAUAAGCAUGACCUCCUGACUGAGCCAGACCUUGGUGUCACCAUCGACCUGAUUAACCCGGACACAUAUCGUAUUGAUCCCAAUGUUCUUCUGGAAUAUGCUGAUGAAAAACUUCUGGAAGAAGAAAUCCAGGCUCCAAGCAGCUCAAAGAGGUCUCAGCAGCACGCCAAGGUGGUACCAUGGAUGAGAAAGACUGAGUACAUCUCUACUGAGUUUAACCGUUAUGGUAUUUCCAAUGAGAAACCGGAAGUCAAGAUUGGAGUCUCCGUGAAGCAGCAAUUCACAGAAGAAGAUAUAUACAAAGACAGGGACAGUCAGAUCUCUGCUAUCGAGAAGACAUUUGAGGAUGCUCAGAAGCCUAUCACUCAGCAUUACAGUAAGCCACGGGUCACUCCAGUGGAGAUCAUGCCAGCGUUCCCAGACUUCAAGAUGUGGAUCAACCCAUGCGCUCAGGUAAUCUUCGACUCAGACCCAGCUCCCAAAGAUGCCUCUGGGUCAGCUGCACUGGAUAUGAUGUCACAGGCCAUGAUCAGAGGUAUGAUGGAUGAAGAGGGCAACCAGUUUGUGGCGUACUUCCUUCCUGGAGAAGAAACAAUGCGUAAGCGCAAGAGAGACCAGGAAGAAGGCCUGGAUUACAUGCCUGAGGAUAUAUAUGAUUAUAAGAUUGCUAGAGAGUACAACUGGAACGUGAAGAACAAGGCCAGCAAAGGCUACGAGGAAAAUUACUUUUUCAUUUUCCGAGAGGGUGAUGGUGUGUACUAUAAUGAGCUGGAGACCAGAGUGCGGCUGAGCAAGAGGAGGGUAAAGGCUGGCGUACAGUCUGGCACAAAUGCUUUCUUGGUGGUUAAACACAGAGACAUGAAUGAGAAGGAGCUGGAGGCACAGGAAGCCCGCAGAGCUCAGUUGGAGAACCAUGAGCCAGAAGAGGAAGAGGAGGAGAUUGAGGUGGACCAUGAUGUCCAAGUCUCAGAUGCUGAAAAUAAAGAAAAGGACAGCGAAAGUGAGAAGGAGGGCAGCGCUGCAGAACAGUCUGAGAGCGAAAGCGAACGUGAAGAUGCAGAGGAGGAAAAGAAAGAGCAAGAGGAGGACAAGGAGAGUAGCGAGGAAGAUCGUGCCGCACGUGAUAAAGAGGAGAUCUUUGGCAGCGAUGACGAAGAAGACAGUGAUGACGAUGAGAAAAAGGAGAGUGGGGGAGAUGAGGAUGAGAGCGGUAGUGAAGACGAGAGAAAGAGCCGGGGGAGGAGUCGCAGCCGGAGCCGAAGCCGAAGUGCCAGUAGUAGUCCUUCUGGUAGUGAUCACACUCGGCAAGAUAAUGAUGAUCGCAGUGGCAGUGAACAGGGCUUUGGGUCUACAGAUGGCAGUGAUAGUGACUGAGCCCUCCUCCCACAUCCUUUGACCUUUUUGAGUUUUGUGUAAAUGUACAGCUGUAUUAUACUUUCUUUGUUUAAUAAAAAGUUUUCCCGAA
Bombina bombina (fire-bellied toad) is the source of this 1750-nucleotide messenger RNA. It is a transcript of the gene PAF1, whose product is annotated as PAF1 homolog, Paf1/RNA polymerase II complex component. The transcript is spliced from 14 exons. Gene Ontology annotation, biological process: transcription elongation by RNA polymerase II. Gene Ontology annotation, molecular function: chromatin binding; RNA polymerase II complex binding. The coding region runs from base 79 to 1659 and encodes 526 amino acids. Gene Ontology annotation, cellular component: Cdc73/Paf1 complex. NCBI's taxonomy places the organism in Eukaryota, Metazoa, Chordata, Amphibia, Anura, Bombinatoridae. The record is from RefSeq and is a predicted model, not a curated record.